Messenger RNA from Ostertagia ostertagi, 276 nucleotides. The record is from the annotation of a GenBank genome assembly. Lineage: Eukaryota; Metazoa; Nematoda; Chromadorea; Rhabditida; Trichostrongylidae.
AUGUUCGAGCACGAAGCUGCAAGAAACUUUUGCAAGAAAGACUCUUCCGAUCUCGUUUCAUACCAUUCUGGAGGAGAAAGACUGUUUCUUCAAGAAUUGGCGAAGAAAAUGUUUAAAAUAGAAUGCCCCAACACCACGCCAAUGAUGAACUCUGUAUGGUUGCUGACAAAUUUGAAAACACAGUCAACAUGGGCAGAUGGAUCUCCGACGGACUACGAUCCCGAUAUUCCUUCUACACUAUGUUAUUGGGUGAGCCUUAUGUGCAGCGUUCUGUAA